UGUGUCAGGGAGGUAUGGUAUGGGUUGGCAACUCUACCUUCUGUCAGCCAACAGACCGGGGAGGAAGCAGUCGAAGCAUGUUCUCGUCCCUCCUUGGAUAGACCAAACCGCCCUCCCUCUCUCCCACUCUCCCCACUCUCCGGCUAUCCCUUUCCAGCGUGGAUUAUUCAUACGCUACUUUCCUUGCGACUAGGAAGCGCGAGAGGCUGCGAGCCUUUUCAGGAAUUGAACCCCAGGAAGAGCGCGACAGUAUCGAACUAUAACUUUAAGCACCGUCGCGGUUUCCGUUCUAUCUUCAUAGGGAAAACUUUUCUCCCUGGUUUCGAGGGAUUCUGGCACUCUGGAGGUUUGGGUAACUCUGGAAGCGACAGAGUCGGGCCGGGUUGAAGGGCUGUGGCCAUGGCCGGUGGUGGGGUGUCGCCGUUGGGGCUCGCGCCGCCGAUGUGGUAUCACCGGGACUUGAGUCGCGCGGCAGCCGAGGAGCUGCUGGCCCGGGCGGGCAGAGAUGGAAGUUUCCUGGUGCGGGAUAGCGAAAGUGUCAGCGGGGCUUAUGCCUUAUGUGUUCUGUUUCAGAAGCAUGUCCACACAUACCGGAUCCUCCCAGAUGAAGAGGGCUUUCUAGCUGUCCAGACGUCCCAGGGUGUUCAGCCGAAGCGGUUCAAGACCCUGCCAGAGUUGGUGCUGCUGUACCUCCAGCCCAGCCAAGGUCUGGUCUCCACUCUGCUCUACCCUGUGGACAGAGAAGAGAGUGCACUCAGCGAUGACCGGGACUAUUCAGAUGGGGAGGAUGAGAAGCCCCCCCUCCCACCCCGCUCUGCUUCCACUUCCACCCCCACUGGACCAGAAACACCCACUGAGAGCCCUCCGGCGGCUAACGGUCUUAGCACCAUUUCCCAUGAGUACCUGAAGGGCAGCUAUGCUCUUGACCUGGAAGCAGUCAAGCAGGGGGCCUGCGCCCUGCCCCACCUCAACAAGACCCUGGUCUCUUCCUGCAAGCGCCUCAACGGGGAGGUUGAUAAGGUUUUGUCUGGCCUGGAGAUCCUUUCCAAGGUCUUCGAUCAGCAAAGUGCCUUCAUGGUCUCCAAGAUGAUCCAACAGUCUGUGAAUCAGGGUGGAGACCAGGAGCUCGAGAACCUUGUGACCAAACUGGCCAUCCUUAAAGACCUGCUGUCGUCCAUAGAGAAGAAGGCUCUCAAAGCACUCCAGGAAAUGAGUUUGACGUCUCCUUGCUCUCUGCCUCCUCUCUCCACACGCCAAAGCAAAGCCAUCCCUGUACAGGCCUUUGAGGUGAAGCUGGAUGGCUGUUUGGCAGAGCUGGCCAAGAUAGGGAAGAGCCAGAAACACACUCUGUCCGUCGACGUGGAGGGAGGGAGACUGGUGGUGAUGAAGAAGGUGAAGGACAGCCAGGAGGACUGGACCCCCUUCACCCACGACAAGAUCCGUCAGCUGAUCAAGUCACAGCGGGUCCAGAAUAAGCUGGGCAUUGUGUUUGAGAAGGAAAAGGACAAGACCCAGAGGAAAGACUUCAUCUUCGCCAGUGCCAAGAAGCGCGAGGCCUUUUGCCAAUUGCUGCAAUUGAUGAAAAAUAAACAUUCCAACCAAGACGAGCCAGAUAUGAUUUCAAUCUUCAUUGGCACCUGGAACAUGGGCUCGGUUCCUGCGCCCACCAUGAGCUCGUGGGUGUUGUGUCGCGGCCUGGGCAAGACCCUGGACGAGAUGACGGUCACCAUCCCCCACGACCUGUACGUGUUCGGGACCCAGGAGAACUCCAUGUGCGACCGCGAGUGGGUGGAGUCCAUCCGCGCCGGCCUGAAGGACCAGACGGACCUGGAGUACAAGCCGAUCGCCGUGCAGACGCUGUGGAACAUCAAGAUCGCCGUGCUGGUGAAACCCGAGCACGAGAACCGCAUCAGCCACGUGGGCGUGUCCAGCGUCAAGACGGGCAUCGCCAACACCCUGGGUAACAAAGGGGCUGUAGGGGUGUCCUUCAUGUUCAACGGAACAUCUUUUGGGUUUGUCAACUGCCACCUGACCUCAGGGAAUGAGAAGAUUGCCAGGAGGAACCAGAACUACCUGGACAUCCUGCGGCUGCUGUCGCUGGGCGACAAACAGUUAAGCUCCUUCGACAUCUCACUGCGCUUCACACACCUCUUCUGGCUGGGAGACCUCAACUACCGGCUGGACAUGGACAUCCAGGAGAUCCUGAACUACAUCAACAGGAAGGAGUUUGACCCCCUGCUGAAGGUGGACCAGCUCAACCUGGAGAGGGAGAAGAACAAGGUGUUCCUCCGCUUCGGUCAGGAAGAGGAGUUCCUACCGCCAACCUACCGCUACGAACGGGGCGCCAGGGACACCUACGUCUGGCAGACGCAUGAAGCCACGGGGUGGAUGAGGACCAACGUCCCGUCGUGGUGUGACCGGAUCCUGUGGAAGUCCUACCCUGAGACACAUAUCGUCUGCAACUCCUACGGCUGUACGGAUGACAUCGUGACCAGUGACCACUCCCCAGUGUUCGCGACCUUCGAGGUGGGGGUGACGUCUCAGUUUGUCUCCAAGAAAGGUCUGCCCAAGACUUCGGAGCAGGCCUACAUAGAGUUUGAGAGCAUCGAGGCCAUCGUGAAGACGGCCAGCAGAACCAAGUUCUUCAUUGAGUUUUACUCCACUUGCCUGGAAGAGUUCAAGAAGAGCUAUGAGAACGACACCCAGAGCAGUGACAACGUCAACUUCCUCCGCGUGGGCUGGUCCAAUAAGCAGCUCACCACCCUGAAGCCCCUCCUCUCUGAGAUCGAGUACCUGCAGGACCAGCACCUGCUGCUCACCGUCAAGUCCCUGGACGGCUACGAGUCCUAUGGAGAAUGUGUGUUGGCCCUGAAGUCGAUGAUCGGCAGCACGCCGCAGCAGUUCCACACGUACCUGUCCCACCGCGGCGAGGAGACGGGCAACAUCCGCGGCUCCAUGAGGGUCCGCGUGCCCUCCGAGAGGAUGGGCACCCGGGAGCGGCUCUACGAGUGGAUCAGUGUGGAUAAAGACGACGCCGGUGGUCCCAAAGGCAAAUCCACCCUGCUGCCCCGAUCCGGACACGAAUACGUCAAGCCGUCGCAGGGCCGCAAGCCCCUAGGAACAGAGCUGGGGAGGGUCAGCGAGGAGGGGGAGAGGAACACCAAGGAGGAGACCGCUACCAGGUCCAAGCAGCCAGAGUCUCCCGACGACCCGUCGUCGUGUAAGAACAGCUACAACAACCCCGCCUACUACAUCCUGGAGGGCGUCCCCAACCAAUCAGCCGCCGUGGCCAUGCUGCCGGAGCUCCUCCCGUCCACUUCCCUCGCCAGCGCCCCGGCGGCCAAACCCACCGCCCCCUCGGCGCUGCCUCGCGCCAAGCCCGCCUCCGGCCCCUCCCCCGGGCCCCCUGGCCCCCGCAGCAGGCCCCCAGUGGGCCUCUCCGUCCGCACCAUCAGCGAGGAGCCCUGCCCGGAGGAGGAGGGCGUGGUCCCGGGCCCGACCGCCGCCCCAGUGGGGAGCUCUCUGAACCGCCCGCCCCCGGACUUCCCCCCUCCCCCGCUGCCCAAAGGCGCCCUGGAGAUGGCCGUGGAGGGCCCCUUCGCCAAGCCCCGCCCCCAAUUCCCCGACCUGGCCGAGGUACGCAUCGCCCCCGUCGCCUCGGCGCCGUUCGCCCUGGGGGAGGGCUACCCGAGAGGAGGGGGGGGAGGGGGAGGAGCUCUGGACGACCAGUCCUGCUCGGUGCUGCAGAUGGCCAAAACCAUGAGCGAGAGCGAGUUCUCUGGACAGCCCCCCCGGGCCCCCUCGGCCCCGCCCCUCAUGCGGGGGCCAGUUCUGGGGCUGGGGCUGGACGUGUGCCGCACCUUCCCCCCGAGACACCCCAUCCCAGAGAGCAUCGCCGAGGACACGCCUGAGGAGGCUCUUUGGGGCAGCAGCAGCUCAUCACUGUCAGUGGGAGAGUCCUCCGUCGGGGAGUGGCUCCAGAGGCUGGGCCUGGAGCGCUAUGAGAAGGGCCUUCUGCACAACGGCUGGGACGACCUGGAAUUCCUCAGUGACAUCACCGAGGAGGACCUGGAGGAGGCCGGGGUCCUAGAUCCCGCCCACAAGCACAUCCUGCUGGAGAGCCUGAGGCAGCAGAACCAAUGAGAUUAAGCCUCCUCCAACGGGGGACCCUUGUCCAUCCGGUAACGGCUAGGGCUCGAGCUGGGGCAACACGCCAGCUCCCAGAACCAGAGUGAACCGGACUGAGCUGGACUGGGUGUCAAUGUGGGCCAGGCAAUUGCACUUCGUUUCUUUUUUGUUCAGUGGACACGUGUUGAACCGAUACCUUGUCCCCAUCCCCCAAGCUGUCAUAACCAGCCCCUGUCAGACAGGUGGCGGGGCUACCAAUGACACGGGUUUUGGACCAUUCACACAUGGCGAGAGGCUGCCGACUUGAAUCUCACUACAUCUUACCCGAACCCCGACCCUCUCACUCUUUACCGCCAAGCCUGACCUGCUGGAGUCGAUACCCCGUGUGCUGAGGCUUAUCCUGAGAAACGUAGCCUACCUCCGAGGAUAACCCGGUCGAAUGUUGAAGACCUUCAACCUGAGCGCAGCCAUGAGUGAAGGGUUUGUCAUCUGGAGAAAAAAACGGAACAUCGUGCAACCCUGAGUCUGAAACCUCAGCCAACACCCCCUCCCCUCUCCUUCACCCCCACCCCCACUGAAGACCCUGAGUUUGUGACGUUGAGGACUCUGAAUCCUCCAGGCCUGGCCUCUGGAUGACUGAUGAGCUGAGGGUGACCAGAGGCCAGGCCUGGCCCCCAGCCUAAGACUGGUCGUGGUCCGGGCCAGGCCUGAGGAGGGGCCUCCUCCCACACAGAUAGAGCUACUGUAAACGAUACCUUUUGAUCCCGUUAUUCAGAUAGUGGAAAUUUAUGUCUGUUUUCUCUUUUUUUAUUAUUGAUUCAGUGUCUCUGCAUGUAUUUAUGGCCCAAAGUAUUUUUUGUUCUGUUUUGUUUCCGUUUUUCCAAGAUAAAGGGAUUAUUAUUGAGCAAACAAACCAAACCAUCACUGUGAGAGAAUUGUAGAAGCUGUUUUAUGUGCUAACGGAUCUUCUUAAGGUCAAACACAUUUCUUUUCACACAAUGAUAAGUUCCUCAGAAAACAAAUAAUUGUAUUUUGGCCAGAGAGGAAUGAUUAAUCGUCUUUAUGAUUUAAAGAUCAGUAUAAUCUUGAAUCUACUUAUUAUUAUUAUACUUGCUGUUGAGUUCCAUGAUGUGGAGUUUUAGGCUUUUUAAGUCACCCUUUAACAGACUUUGAAUUUAAGUAACUUGAAUUUCAGAAUUGAUUUACACAAGUAAAGGUUGGGUAUGGGAUUUGCGAAACGCCAGCAAAUUUUGAAAAUACACAACUCAAAAAUAUUCCUACCCACUCUCCUUCAACGCUGACUGACUCCACCCAUUGCAAGUACAUGGACGCGCAAUCAUGCACGAGCGCGAACACAGAUGCGCGAGAGAGAGCUAUUAUUAGGUAGUUAGCUAGCUCCAGUAGCUACCGCAGGAUAACAAAUAACAACAGACAGAAGCUUGCUCUGGGUCACGAGCUUUGAGUUCGUGCACGAAGGGGUCAUGCGCGGUUGGAGGGGGAGUGCAGUACGACCGUUUGAUUGACGUACUUUACUGUCCAAUGCCACUCGGUGGGUCUGGAAAUCAUUGGCUGGAGUUUUUCGAGCCUUGCCCAUUCCACAGAUGAUUGACUUGUUUAAUUUCCAUGUCAGUCUUCUAACUCAUCGGCUGUAAGUGGGUUAUGAUAAGGAUUUCAAGUAAUUUUGCAAAAAUUGCCAAAAAAAGAGAAUUCCAUGCCCAACCUAAAUGUUCUUGCAGUUGUUGGAUUUGACCAACAGGUGGCGCCGCUAUUCCAGAAACCUUCUCAAUAGAGGUCAAAGUGGAACUGGAGGGAAAUUAACGCAACCAAAACAAGAUAACGAAAAGGAUUUGUACUUAAUAAUUUACUGUUCGAUUUUCUUUGUUUCACAUGAAUAUGCGUUGCUAGUUAAGUCUUUCUUCAAGACGAAAUAUCCUGCCAUUAUUGCAAUGAAAACAGAAGACUGAAUCAUGCUUUGUGUUUUCGAGGGACAUAAUCCAUAACUACCUAGGUUGUUUCAUCACAAUUCUGUGAUACUUUGGGUAAAAUACACAUAGUGUCCACAAUUCUUACCUUCCUUCUGUUAUUUUUAAACCACACACACAACCUAUUACAUUCAUCAAUCUAACCUUACUUAGGAUAACUUUG
Messenger RNA from Gadus chalcogrammus (walleye pollock), 6273 nucleotides. RefSeq names its product phosphatidylinositol 3,4,5-trisphosphate 5-phosphatase 2A-like. NCBI's taxonomy places the organism in Eukaryota, Metazoa, Chordata, Actinopteri, Gadiformes, Gadidae. Gene Ontology annotation, molecular function: phosphatase activity; protein binding. The record is from RefSeq and is a predicted model, not a curated record. Gene Ontology annotation, biological process: phosphatidylinositol dephosphorylation.